ACUGUCCUGUGUGCUCACAUUGCACAAUUGGAGAAAAUGACCUGUGGCUGGAGAACUCACUGGGCACCGAGUAGAUUUCUGUUGCAGGCUUUACAAGAAAUGACCUGCUGGGAGUUUCCCCAAGCACCUUGCCAGGCUGUCCUUGCCCCACACCUCAGCAGGGAACUCAGCAUAAAUACCUGUCUCCUCUCACCCACAGCCACAGACCUCCAGCUCUGCCCAGCAGACACCAGCAGGAUGAAGCUGCUCACCAGUCUGUUCUUCUGCUCCCUGCUCCUGGGAGUCUGCAAUGGAGGCUGGUCGUUUAUCCGUGAGGCUUUCGAAGGGGCUGGGGACAUGUGGCGAGCCUACUCUGACAUGAGGGAGGCUAACUGGAAAAACUCAGACAAGUACUUCCAUGCUCGGGGGAACUAUGAUGCUGCCCAAAGGGGUCCUGGGGGAGCCUGGGCUGCUGAGAAAAUCAGUAAUUUAAGAGAGGGCAUUCAGUCACUUUUGGGCAGUGGACAUGAGGACACCGAGGCUGACCAGGAAGCCAACAGACAUGGCCGCAGUGGCAAGGACCCCAAUUACUACAGACCUCCUGGCCUGCCUGACAAAUACUGAGAAUCCUCCUUUUAGCCUGCUGCGCUGCAGGGCCUGAGGACAGAGUCUGGGGUUCAGACCUGGAACACUGAGCUUGCUUUUUGGGAAAACACACCACACAUCUCACACGUGUAUCAAACAGGGUUUCAGAACUGUGUUUCUCUCGCAGCAGUAACUACUUGCUAGAGGAGAGGGUAAUAAACAGGAACUUGGAAGUGGA
Molecule: messenger RNA, 802 nt
Organism: Apodemus sylvaticus (European woodmouse)
Lineage: Eukaryota; Metazoa; Chordata; Mammalia; Rodentia; Muridae
Product: serum amyloid A-1 protein-like
Exons: 4
Coding region: 37-603 (188 amino acids)
Cellular component (GO): extracellular region
Source: RefSeq, a predicted model, not a curated record